UCUCCUCCUCCUCCUCCCUCUUCCCUCCUCCUCCUGCCGCUCCUCCCGCCGCCCGGCCCGGCCCGGCUCCGCUCGCCAUGGGAGAUGUGGUCUCCACGCACCUGGACGAGGGUCGCCGCCAGCACAUCGCGGAGAAGACGGGGAAGGUGCUGGGCGAGUUCUGCCGGUGCUACAAGGAGCAGUUUGGGGUAGCUCUCUUCAACAGCGUCCGCUAUGAGAUUGAGGGCGCCGGGGGCCCGCAGGCCCAGCUGCUCCACCGCAAGGUUCCACUGGAGGACCACGUCAUCUACUCGGGCAACAUCUUCCAGUACAUCGAGGAGAACAAGAAGUGGAGGAACCGCUUCUGCGUGGUGCCGCACAACUACGGGCUGGUCCUGUACGAGAACAAACUGGCCUACGAGCGGGAGCUGCCGCCCCGGGUGCUGGUCAACAGUGCUGGCUACAAGAUCCUCACCUCCGUGGAGCAGUACCUGGAGCUGGUCAACAACAGUCUGCCUGGUGUGACCCCCAAAUCUGGGCACUCCCCCAUCCUGAAGUGCCCCACGGAUUUCCCGCUGAUCCUGUGGCACCCCUAUGCCCGGCACUAUUAUUUCUGUGUGAUGACGGGCAAGGAGCAGGAGAAGUGGCGGGCGGUGUUCCAGGACUGCGUGCGGCACUGCAACAAUGGGAUCUCCGAGGACUCCAAAGUGGAGGCUCCGGCCUUCACGGACGCCAUCCGCAUGUACCGGCAGUCCAAGGAGCAGUACGGCACCUGGGACAUGCUCUGCGGGAACGAGACCCAGGUCCUGAGCAACCUGGUGAUGGAGGAGCUGCUCCCCGAGCUCAGGAGCACCAUCGGCCCCCGGCUGAAGGGCAAAGCCCCGGAGCGCCAGCGGACCUGGAUCCAGGUGUCAGAUGCUGUCUAUAGGAUGGUCUACGAGCUGGCCAAGUCACAGUACGACGCUGCAGUGGCCAGGUGCGAGCAGGAGCGGCCGCAGCUGGAGAGCACCAUCCGCACGGACAUGGACCAGAUCAUCACCUCCAAGGAGCACCUGGCCAGCAAGAUCCGAGCCUUCGUCCUGCCCAAGGCAGAGGUCUGUGUCCGUAACCACGUCCAGCCCUACAUCUCCUCCAUCCUGGAGGCCCUGAUGACCCCCACGAGCCAGGGCUUCGCCGAGGUGCGGGAGGUGUUCUUCAAGGAGGUGACCGACAUGAACAUGAACGUCGUCAACGAGGGCGGCCUGGAGAAGCUGGUGGAGUACAUGGAGAAGCUCUCCCACCUGGCCUUCCACCCCGUGAAGAUGCAGUCGUGCUAUGAGAAGAUGGACCAGCUGAAACUGGAGGGUCUCCAGCAGCGAUUCGAUGUCUCCAGCACGUCUGUCUUCAAGCAGAGGGCCCAGAUCCACAUGAGACAGCAAAUGGACGAUGCCGUGUACACCUUCGAGACGCUGCUGCACCAGGAGCUGGGCAAGCUGCAGGGCAAGGAUGACCUGUGCAAGUCCAUCCAGCGCAUCCUUGAGAGGGUGCUCAAGAAAUUCGACUACGACAGCAGCACGGUGAGGAAGAAGUUCUUCAGGGAGGCCCUGCUGCAGAUCACCAUCCCCUUCCUGCUGAAAAAGCUGGCACCCACCUGCAAGGGGGAAUUAGCCAAGUUCCAGGAGCUGAUCUUCGAGGACUUUGCCAGCUUCAUCCUGGUGGAGAACACCUACGAGGAGGUGGUGCUGCAGUCGGUGAUGAAAGACAUCAUGCAAGCUGUGAAGGAGGCGGCCGUGCAGCGCAAGCACAACCUGUACAGGGACAGCAUGGUGAUGCACAACAGCGAUCCCAACCUGCACCUGCUGGGCGAGGGCCUGGCCAUCGACUGGAGCGAGGAGUACAGCGGGCAGCCCGAGGCCGAGCCGGCCGCUGACCGGCGCCGCAGGGCCAAGCAGGUGGUGUCGGUCAUCCAGGACGACGAGGGGGCCCUGCCCUACGGGGUGGUGGCCGAGGCGCUGCUGCAGCCCGGCUCCCCCGAGCCACGGGAGCCGGAGGAGGCAGAUCCCAGGGUGCCGCCGAGCCCCCCGGGUGCGGUGAAGGAGAUCCGGGAGGCGCUGGCUCAGGAGAGCCGCGGGGAUGGCGCCGAGGAGCGGCUGACGAACGGCACCGAUGCCGCCGGCGGUGCCAGCGAGGAGGGGGUGCUGCUGGCAGGGGCGGCCCAAGGGGCUGUCACACACCAAGGUCCAGCCCGGGACGGGGUGCAGUGUGCCACAGCAGCACCGCCAGCACCUGGAGCGGAGAUCCCAGCAGGGACUGGGACACAACGUGCCACGCCAGCGUCACCUGUCCCCGGAGCCGAGGUCCCAGCGGGAGCUGGGACACGCCGGGCUGCACCGGCACCGCCUGUGCCCGGAGCUGAGGUGUCAGCAGGGGGGCAGCGUGCCACAGCAGCGUCACCUGGCCCUGGAGCUGAGGUCCUGUCAGGGGCUGGGCAACAGCGUUCUGCACCAGCAUCCCCCGUGCCCGGAGCCGAUGUCCCAUCCGAGGCUGAGGUGCCACAAGCCACACCAAGAUCAUCUGUGCCGGCAUCCCCUGUGCCCGGAGCCGAUGUCCCAUCCGAGGCUGAGGUGCCACAAGCCACACCAAGAUCGUCCAUGCCGGCAUCCCCUGUGCCCGGAGCCGAUGUCCCAUCUGAGGCUGAGGUGCCACAAGCCACACCAAGAUUGUCCGUGCCAGCAUCCCCCGUGCCCGGAGCUGACCCCCCAUCAGUGUCCAGUGUGCCACACGCCACGCCAGCACCACCCAGCCCCCGAGCCGAUGUCCCAGCAGAGGCCACGGUGCCCCACGCCACGCCAGCACCACCCGGAGCCCAGAGCCCGUCAGCAGUGUGCGCCCAGCGCAGUGACCACGAGCCAGGCGAGCCCGGGGAGCGCAGCCCCCCACGGCCCAGGGGCACCACGGAGAGCGGUGAGGGGGUGCAGACUGAGUUCUAGCCCCAGCCCCUGCCAUGGACUGGCCCCGGUGACACCGGGGCUGGGGAGGGGGACAGGACCCCCGGGGAUGGAGAGCAGCACCGCGGGAGAGGGAGGGGAUGGGGACACCGAGACCUUACUGCCUAACGGGGGUCCCGCUGCCGUGGGGGGCUGGCAACAGCCACAGCCCCGACUGGGUCGGACUGGGGGUGGCCCCAGCCUGGCACGGGGCAUCCCCUGCGCUCUGCUCUGUCCUUCUUCUGCCUUAUUUUCUUUCCUACUGAGGAGAUGCUUUACUGAGGAGCUUUAUCUGCCCCCCACACAGUGCCCGGGGCUGCCGGGGGGCUGGCACUAGCCCUGCUGAGGGUGGGUGUGUGGGGACACUCCUGGCUGUCCCCUGGUUGUCCCCUGCCCCAAUCUGGGGCGUUUCCUGGCAGCCUGCCCACUGCCAUCCCCCGCCGGUGGGAUGCAGUGCCGGUGGGAGCGGGGCUGCAGGGGAUGAUGGACAAUGGGAGGGCAAACGGGGGCACGGCAGGGCCAGCAGCGCUGGGGGCUUGAGCCACUGCAGAGGGGGCAACAGCUGGGGCGGGCUGGGCUCCUGGUGGCCAAGAUGGGCUCACAGCUUCCAGGCUGAGCUCAUGGCAUCCAGGCUGGGCUCACAGCACCCAGGCUGGACUCCUGGUGCCCAGGCUAGGCUCAUGGCACCCAGGCUGGGCUCACGGCACCCAGAGCCCACCCCCAGCCAUCCUCACCCCGAGGUCUCCUGGCAGCUGUUUUAAGUUCAGAGUUCAGUCCCCAGGGCAAGGUAGCACUGGGGCCGUGUCCCAGCUGUGCCUGGCAGGACUGGGCUAAUUCCAGGCUCAGAUCCCUGGGGACUGGAGACAUCCCAGCCCUUGCCCUCCAGAGCUCCCCAGCUCCUUCCACGGAUGGUUUCUCCAGCGUUGCAGAUUUUGGCUCCUGCUGUGAUGGCCGAGCAAGGAGCAGGGGUUUGCUGACCCCCCGCCAGCCCUGCCCAUGUGGGGAGGGGGACAGGGCGGCUGCAGCCCCCACACAGCGAUGCCAAAAGCCCUGGAGGUGCUGGGGGUCUCAGGACUCCCGGGUGUGACACCUGGAGCAGGGCCCAGCGCCCCGACACCCACCUGUGCUUAGGUGCCACCUUGCUGCCUCAGAAGGGGGGUGCCCAGCCUAACCCACUCAGGGGGGCCCCCAAAGUGCCUCGGGAGGCCCCCCUCAAAGUGCCUUUCUCUGUGACCUUCCAACCUGUCUCUUCCAGGAUAUUUUAUUAAGAAAGUUAUACAAAUGUUUAAAGAUAUGCUUAUAAUAAUUAAUAAAAUGGAAAAGCUUUAUUUAAA
Corvus hawaiiensis (hawaiian crow) is the source of this 4279-nucleotide messenger RNA. RefSeq names its product niban apoptosis regulator 2 (gene NIBAN2). The record is from RefSeq and is a predicted model, not a curated record. Lineage: Eukaryota; Metazoa; Chordata; Aves; Passeriformes; Corvidae. The transcript is spliced from 14 exons. Bases 78 to 2948 code for a protein of 956 amino acids.